This is a messenger RNA of Harmonia axyridis, 2744 nucleotides long. RefSeq names its product protein OSCP1 (gene OSCP1). The coding region runs from base 1597 to 2565 and encodes 322 amino acids. Lineage: Eukaryota; Metazoa; Arthropoda; Insecta; Coleoptera; Coccinellidae. Gene Ontology annotation, cellular component: cytoplasm; plasma membrane. The record is from RefSeq and is a predicted model, not a curated record. Gene Ontology annotation, biological process: transport. The transcript is spliced from 2 exons.
AUUUGCUGAGGUAGGUACGGGGCAUGUAGAAAAUUAAUUCAUUUCGUCAUUAAUUUCUUUGAAAUUUUUCAAGAAUCGUCGACGAUUUUAAUGAUAUUUACUCCUCCGUUACAUUUGGAAUAUACAUCUUGAACUUCUUCUCCCUUUGUUUCACUCUCUUCUGCUGUACCCUUGACGGGUAAGUUGAAGAAGUUGUUUCAUCAGGGUGUCUUAAGAGAUUAAGAGUUUCAGAUUCCCACCUAAUAUGGAAAAUAUAGCGAGAUACGGUAACACCGCUAUUGUUUUUGCUUUCGUUUUGGCGUCUUUCUCUUAUUCUGGAGAACUCUUGACACAACAGGUAACUCGAUUUUUUCAAGUUGAGAUCGUUGAAUUAUUUUAUUAGGAAAUUAAAAUCCCUUUUUUCAGUUCGAAUAUUUGGCGCACAUAAUUUUCUACAGAAUGCUUAAUCAGUCCUUUGGAGAUAGGAAACUAAAAUUCACCUGUUUCAUGAUAAUUGGUAGAAGCCGAAAGAAGAACUGUAUACACAUCGGAGGAUUUUGGGAUUUAAACCUGGAAACCUAUUUCUCUGUAAGAUUUUCACGUGGUACUUCAAGAGAAUUCGUGUGGAAAUGAGUAAUUAAUCUAUUUUUCAGACCAUGAUGAAGGUAAUGUCUUUCAUUACAUUUCUACAAACAAUGAAGCAAUAAAGGGCUAUUCUAUAUUUUGCUUUAUUCAUUUCCAUAUUGAAAAUCUUUACAAAUCAUCUGUAGAUAUGUAAGAAAAUGAGAAGCAACUCUAUGUUCCACGAGAAAGCCCGCCAAACCCAGCGUCGCUGUAGCGAAGAUAUAUAGCGCCUCCACUCAUUCGAGUUGUUGAUUAGUGGAUUAUUGUUGAGAAUCGAUAGUAUUAUUUUGUGUGCCAGACGGGCAAAUAAAGUUUUUAAGUUAAAAAGGGUGUUUCAAUAAAAGGAUAGAUUCCUUAAAGAUAUAAUUCUGACUUCUACUUCUCAAAUUUAUCCUCAUUGAACAAAUGAUUUCCAAACGGAAGUUAGAAAUUUAGAAUUUUGAACUAAACUCAAAUUAUAAAUGCAUAUAUAAAAAAAAUUUCUAAGAUUUUGAUUUUGCACUUAUAAAUAUUCGGAAAAAUAGAAAAAUUGAAACAGAUGGCAGAAGGAACUGCCUCAAGAGUAUUUGGAGAGACAGAUCCAUUGAAAGUCGAUAGAUUCAAGAAAAACACAAAAAAAAAUUAUUCAGAAAUUUGUCAAAUUUGAAUUCAGGAAACCUGAAAAUUCCAUUCAUCGGUUUUCGAAUCGAAUUAAACUCAAGAUCGAGAUACAAGGAACGAGUGUAACGUUUUACAAGAAAAGAAUAUCGUCUAGUCGUAGUCAUUCAAUUGAAUAAAAUUUAUCGCAUGUAAAUAAAUUUGGUUGAAUCACUUCCUCUCAGAUCCAGACAUGCACCAUUAAAAAUGCAUACUCGAUUGUGCUUUUAAUUCGCUCAGCUCUCCCCAGAGGCGCUGUAAGCUCCACUCCUACUCAUUUUCUUGUUUGUAUUGUUUGAAACGUGCGAAGUUUGACUGGAAUUUUACGUCCAGUUUUUCACUCUUUACCUGGAAAACAUGUCCCAUUACGUCACUCCCUUCUUGGUCCUCAAUUUGGGAUCCGAAAUGGUCUAUGUCGUAGCCCAAAGGCUGCAGGCCCAAAAUGUGUCUGGCGAUAAGAUGAUGAGAGUUUUAGACGAGAUAAUAGGAACCCUAGUUUCUCGAGAACUCAUCACUGACAUAAUGAAGCCUCAAGCAACCUACUCCCACAUGUCCAUCAAGGAGAUGAUAUCGGUAAUCACCCAAUGCUCGGCCAUGAGACUAGAUCCCUCCAGCAUGAACAAACUCUGGGAUCUCAUAACCAUGGUAUACAAGUGGCAACUCACCAUGUCCCAUGAGGUCAUCAAGAUCACCCUCAGACACCUUUACGAGAUCGAGAACUACAUUACGAACCCCGAAACACAGAUAAGGCUGCAAAAAGUACAAGAUCACAUGGACAACUUCAACAAGAUGUUGAGCCAAGAAGAAAAGAUCACCUUGAGGGAAGACAUCUUGUAUUGGCUCAAACAGUACAACGUCAGGGUAUCCCUUCUGAUGCGAAUGGGCCUUCAGAGCAUGUCAGGGAACUUCAUAGUGGACAACCUGAAUCCUGUAGCCAAUGACAUGCUGAAAAAUCUGGGUGAAAACAUCUAUGCAGUAACCCAAAAUGGCAAGAUCCUGGAGGACAGAAAGAUGUCCUCCAGGUCCGAUUCGGAUGUGAACGAGAUGCUUUAUUUUGUGGAUCAGAUCAAUGUUAGGAAAUCAAGUUCGGGAAAUUUUCAAAAAGGGGAGCACUUCUUGAAAUUGUCUAUAAACGAACAGAAUAUGGGACCAGUAGAGGAAAGGAAGAGGCUUAGCAGUUUUGGCAGUAUCGAGGUGCAAGUGGACAGUCCCAAUUUGGAGGAGUUGGUGAAGGAUUUGAGCGUAAAGGAGGAUGGACGAUUGAGAAAGAGCUCUUUGAAAGAAGAUUUGCUCAGUUUGUUGGGGGCAGGCGGAAGCAAAGAUUAGAAUUAAAAUAAGAAAUUACUUUUAGCCUAAAUGUACAUAAAGUUUUUUUCUCAAAUGUUUUUGUGGAGAGACCACAUCGUAUUUUAACAUGAAUUUGCUUUGAAGCUUAGGAAAUCUAUUACUUAAACUUGUGCCUUCAUCAAAUUGAUAAAUCAAAGAAUAUCUAAACAUUAAAACUU